UGGAGGAAGGCUGGUGGGAGGGCACUCUCAACGGGAGAACGGGGAUGUUCCCUUCCAACUUCAUCAGGGAACUGCCCCUGGAGUCUGACGACCUCACCCCUCAGGAGGAGGCCAGGAGCACCAGAACAAGCGUGAAGGACAGCACGGGCUCAGAAAGCGACGGCGGCGACUCCAGCAGCACCAAGUCAGAUGGCGGCAGCGGCUCCCUCUACACCAGGAUCCAGCCCAAGAAGGUGAAGGGCUUCGGGUUCGGGGAUAUCUUCAAGGAUCAGCCCAUCAAGCUGCGCCCCCGCUCCAUGGACAUCGACAGCGAGCUCGGCCUCCAGGAGAAACAGCAAGUGGCCAAGAAGGUGCCCUCUGCCGGCGCACCCCAGGAAGCUCCGGCGAGAUCCGAACCCGACUCCAAGGCGAAGGCAAAGGAGUAUUGCAAGGUAAUAUUUCCAUACGAAGCACAAAAUGAAGACGAGCUGACGAUCAAAGAAGGAGACAUUGUUGCCAUCGUCAGUAAGGAGUGUGGGGAUGCCGGGUGGUGGCUCGGGGAGCUGUACGGAAGGCAAGGAGUGUUCCCGGACAACUUCGUGAAGCUGCUCGCGCCCGAUGUUGAAAAAGAGAGACCCAAGAAACCCCCGCCUCCUGCAGCUCCAGUGGGUAAACACAGCACAGACAAAAAGCCUGAAGUUAAAAAGGUACCCCCGGAUCGGCCCGAGUCCCUCCCGCACAGAGGAGAGGAGAAAGGUACGGCGCUGUCUUUGUCUCUCUGGGAAGGUUGUGUGACACACCCCCAUCGCCACUCUGAGCACUGUGUCACUGUGGCCGGGAGGCAGCACACCCAUGCGCCAGUGUCCCUCGUUCUGUCUGUCUUCCAUAGCUCAUCUCAGUCUCAGCCCCAGCUCUGGGAGAGCUGCUCACCUGCCUGUUUCCACGCACACUUCAACAGCCUGCCUGAUAUUGAGGACUUUGACUCCAUAGUGUCAACUGCUGAGAAGCUCAACCACCCCACGGCGUCCAGGCCCCGCGUGACCGACCGAAGGCCCCGAUCUCAGAUCUUCACCUCUUCCUCUCUCUCCAGCCCUGACCUCCUGGACUCCCCCAGCCCCGAGGAAGACAGGAAGGAGAAGGAGGAGCAGGACUCGCCCUCUCCGAAAGCACUGGACACGGGCAGGAAGGCUCCCAAGCCAGUCCCUGUUUUGCCAGUCCCCGAAAGCAAAACCCCUUUGCCCCCCAAACCAGGAGCGCCCCCUUCGUCUUCCGGCGCCGGCAACGCGGCCUCCUCCCUGCACCCGGGGGGCCCCGCCGUGGCCCCGCGGCCCCCCUCCCCCUUGCCCUUCGGCGCCGAUGCCAAGCCAAAGAACGACCACGCCUCCCCAGGGGCCCCUCCCACCAUGGAGGAGCUGCGCUCCCAGCUGCGGGACCUGCGGGGCGUCAUCGAGCUCAUGAAGACCCAGCACAAAAAAGAGAUUAAGCAGCUGAUGAAUGAACUGGAUGAGGAGAAGAAAAUUCGCUUAUCAUUACAGAUGGAGGUAGAGCACAUAAAGAAAGUACUUCACUCGAAGUGAGCACAGCAGCGAUGGACGCGUUGCAUCACAGUACAAGCCUGAGACUCGUGCUUAUGCCACAGCCAAAUUAGUUUCGUGCCAAAAAAGAGAGCGAACUUUUUCUCAAGUGUUCCUGUCUUCCCCUCUGUUCCGAUCUGAUUAAGACCCGUGUUAGUGUAAUGCAUGAGCACACGGAGGUGAGUUACAGAGUGGCAGCAGCGGGGGGGGGGCAGGGUCCCCCGUCCCUAUGGAACUGUGCUGCAGCGGAUGCGGUUGCCAUGGUGAUUGUAUCCAUCUGGAGAUCAAUGACAGAGGGUGGACACGGCCCACAAUGCCCUUCUGGUACUAUUUUGACACUUUUUUUUUUUGCAUUAAUAAAAAGAUAAACUAGA
Molecule: messenger RNA, 1927 nt
Organism: Lepisosteus oculatus (spotted gar)
Lineage: Eukaryota; Metazoa; Chordata; Actinopteri; Semionotiformes; Lepisosteidae
Source: RefSeq, a predicted model, not a curated record